Molecule: messenger RNA, 2388 nt
Organism: Talaromyces atroroseus
Lineage: Eukaryota; Fungi; Ascomycota; Eurotiomycetes; Eurotiales; Trichocomaceae
Exons: 1
Coding region: 1-2388 (795 amino acids)
Biological process (GO): spliceosomal complex disassembly
Cellular component (GO): U2-type post-mRNA release spliceosomal complex
Molecular function (GO): nucleic acid binding
Source: RefSeq, a predicted model, not a curated record
AUGGAUUCCGGUGACGACGAAUUCCGUCCGCGAUCGUCCUUUGCAGGCCAGAAGCGCAAAGUCAGAGAUAUAAGCUCCUCCGAUGAGGAAGAAGAAGCCAGCACAUCGCGCCCGUCAUUUGGCUUUCAAGGAUUCCGUCGAGCUGCUUCCCGCUCAGAAUCUCCUCCAUCGAUGACUGGCUUGGGUGGCGGCGCUGGUCGCAGCACCUGGAACAACAUGGCAUCCACUCCAUCAGCUACAAUGCAAAAUCGCGGGCGUGGAGGAAAAGGUGGAGGUGGAGGGGACAAGAAGGGCUCUGCUAUGGGAGGGAAUUCAUUCGCGGCCCGAAUGAUGGCUAAGAUGGGCUACGUUGAAGGCCAAGGUCUUGGUUCAACAGGUCAGGGUAUCAUCAAUCCGGUAGAGGCGCAGGCACGCCCACAAGGAAUCGGUCUUGGCGCUGUCAAAGAGAAAUCAAAACAGGCAAGGGAGGAAGAGAAGCGACAGACUACUGCCAGAGGCGAAGUCAUUGAAGAUAGUUCUGACGAAGAGCGCCAAAGACGCCAGAAGCGCAAGGCUCAGCGUAAAGUGGAUGGCCGGAGCGGAACGAUAACACCAGCAGCUCCACCAAAACCAAGAUUCCGGACAGCUCGUGAAUUGGAGGCAGAGGUCGAAGGUCUCGUUGUUCCCAACGUGCUCAAGUCGCUGGUCGACGCCACGGGGAAAGAGCAGAAAGUUUUGACAUCGACCGCCGGUCUAAUGACUCCUAUGGAGUUCGUCAAUCAAACAGAAGGAGAAGCUUUGAAGAUUGCAAGACGUGCGCGUCAUGAUCUCGAGGCAUUCAUCGAUGAAUGGAAAGGUCUAACCGAGCGGAAAAAGUUCAUCGAUCUCGAAGAAAGUCAGGUGGUCGAAGAAAUGGACGUUCGGCAAGCCAAAUCAGAGCAAUUGACACGCCUGGUAUCGGCUCUUGAAAAUAUUAAAAUCAUGGAAAAGAAAGAAACUAUUCUGCAGCGUUUUGAAGAAGUCACAAGCAAGCUUGAAUUGAUUGAAGUUGAAUAUCGCGAUGUCAUCGACGAAUACCGGCUUUCGGACGCGGCUGUUGCAGCUAUCCAUCCGCUUUUCCGUGAAGCAAUGGAAGAGUGGGAUCCUUUAAAGGAUCCUACUUUUCUUGUUGCUGACAUUCUGCGUUUACUUCCGCUACUCUCCAGGAAACGUCAGGAAGAAGAACAGAGUGAAAUGCGCCAGCGGCAGUCUACAUCAUCUUACGAAAGUCUAAUAUAUUCAAUGUGGCUUCCUCGAGUACGCACAGUUCUUUUGAAUGAGUGGGACGUCUUUGAUCCUUCGCCUGCUACAUCCUUGGUUGUUGCUUGGAAGGAUGUUAUUCCUGCGUUUGUCUAUUCGAAUAUCCUCAAUCAAGUGAUAGUGCCGAAGCUUAGUAUUGCGAUUAAGGAGUGGAAACCUCGCAGCAGUCGCCGGCAUGCCGAAACACCCCAGCAUAGCUCCCGCUUCCCCUGGUGGCUAUUCACCUGGCUACAGUAUUUGGACGAACACCACACUAAUCCUAGACACGCAACCGGCCUGCUAUCUGACGUGAGACGCAAGUUCAGGGUUGUCCUAGACACAUGGGACCUGCGCAAGGGCUUGUUGGACGGUAUCGAUCUCUGGAAAGAGGCUCUUGGAUCGGAGUUUGAUGUUGCGCUUCAGAGGCACCUACUUCCACGGCUUGCACGCCACUUGCGGGAAGAUUUCCAAGUAAACCCACAGGAUCAAGACUUGGUAGCCUUUGAAGACGUGCUGAAAUGGAAAGAUUUUUACAAAACCAAAGUCUUCGGGUUACUUCUCGUUGCUGAAUUCUUUCCGAAAUGGCACAAUAUACUUUAUAUUUGGUUGACAAACGAGCCCAACUUUGAGGAAGUGGGCGAGUGGUUCACAUGGUGGAGAUCUCAGAUCCCUCCCGAGCUCAAUGAGAUUGGAGUAGUCGAUGAUGAAUGGACAAAGGGUCUGAAAAUGAUGGACUUGGCCUCGCAACUUGGUGAUCGAGCCGCAACAGAACUUCCAGCACCUGAAGCAGCGCCUACAGCAGCACCUAUCACUGCUGCCGGUCUCCGACCAGAUAAAGCUGCGCCAGUCUUGACACAGAAAGCAAAGCCUGCCCCCAUCAAAGAGAUCUCCUUCAAGGAUAUUGUGGAAGAGUGGUGCGCGGAUCAAGGCCUUAUCAUCCUUCCCUUGCGCGAAGCGCAUCCACAGAACGGCCAACCCUUAUUCCGUAUUACUGCUAGUGCGAGUGGGAAGGGUGGUGUCAUAGCUUUCUUACAAGGAGAUGUUGUCUGGGUACAGAACCGAAAGGCGCGAGAUAUCUGGGAACCGAUGGGUUUAGAAGAUCAACUCGUCGAGCGUGCAGAAGGCAAAUGA